UUGCAUAUUUGAUACUCACUCUUCAGUUGUCCGUUUCGUCUUAGAAGCUUUCUAAUUCUACCAUGCGAUCAUCACCUUCAACAGAUUAGAGUCGGAAUAUUGUUUGCUUUCUAGUUUUUCAAUUUGCAAUAAUCCUAAUCUUUUGGUCAUCACUUUGUCAGCGUUUUGCUAAUGGUUGUCCAUGUUUGAAUAGAAAGUGAUUGUAGUUUGACUAAUUGCCUUCUUGGGGCUGUGCAAGAAACCACAAAUUCUCAAAAUUUCCAUUUCUAGCUAGCUCGAGCACACUCGACCUAUUGUUCAAUUUGGUCGGUGUUAUGGGCGACUUUCUGCUUUUCCCACUUGGACUUUUUUUUUGUUUUUCAUGUUCCUUUUAUCCUCAUACAGGGUGGAAUCUAAUGACGAAUAUGGUGGAAAAUAGGGCUAUCUUUUUGGAACUUUAUCGUGCAUAUAAGUCAUGAAUAAUUAAUGGGACAAAAGUCCGGUUGUCCUUUGUAUUAACCAUUUGCCGAAGUUUACCAUCAAAUACUAUAUAAUUUGUUGAUGAGAUAAAUUGAUGUAAUAUACAAUAAGCACAGAAUUUAAUUCUAGUUAACCCCUCCCCCUGUUAAGGGAAUGAUACAAUUAGGGACAAGACAAUGGAGCACUACUCCCAUGCCUGAGAAAAGGAAAAGCAGGUUUUGAAUGAAUUCAAACAUGGAAAACAAGAAAAAGUGAGCAAGACUGAGUUUAAAGAGGUUCUUUCUGAUAUUCUACUAGGUAUGGCCGCGGGUUUGAAGCGAGACCCUAUUUUGAUCCUCCGUAUUGACGGAGAAGACCUCUUGGAGUUUAUCAAUGGUCCAAGUUAUGAAGCAGAGAUGGUGUCCAUAUUUUCACGGAUAGGGUUAGAUGAUGCAUCCCUGCAUGACUGCAUUAUUAAGGCUUUGGAGAAACUUACAGUUGAUCAAGGAAUGCCCCCUUCGUCAGAUUCUUGGGUUAUGAGCAACAUAGUGGAACCAGCUUUGCUAUCAUGGGAUGGCAAUGAUCGAGUGAAACCUGUCUCUCAAGAAACAUUCUUGGAAGAAUUUAAGAAAGUAGCAGAGCUUGUGGCUCAACAUCUCAAGGAGCAGCCUGUAAUUGUUGCUCAUAGUGUAAACACCUUUGAUGGAAGUGGCAUUAAAAGACUACUAUCUAACAAGUUUGAACUAGACAAGUCACUGAAUAUAGCUUUAGAAAAUGUGCCAAAAGAUCAGAAUGGGAAAAUAUCAAAGGAGUAUUUACGUGUGGUGCUAGAUGUAGUGGCUCCAUCAGCUGGUUUACCUCCAGUCGGUGCAGUUGAGCAGAUCGAUAAGGUUAUCACUGAUAUUUUCAACAUGAUCAAUGCGGAUGACGGGAAGAUGGUUAAAGAAGAUGAGUUCAAGAAACUAUUGACAGAGAUUCUUGGGAGCACCAUGCUGCAGUUAGAGGGCAAUCCCAUCUCAGUUUCUUCAAAUUCUGUUGUUCAUGAGCCCCUUGCAUCAUCCUCAUCGCUUUUGCAGCCAUCAUCCUAGUUGCCUAUUACAGUUACCUCAUAUAUAUCAGAGGGUAACAAAAUAAAAUGGGACAACACAUUUUGUU
Durio zibethinus is the source of this 1593-nucleotide messenger RNA. Lineage: Eukaryota; Viridiplantae; Streptophyta; Magnoliopsida; Malvales; Malvaceae. The record is from RefSeq and is a predicted model, not a curated record.